Messenger RNA from Oryza brachyantha (malo sina), 1774 nucleotides. Its product is annotated as AAA-ATPase At3g50940-like. The transcript has 2 exons. The record is from RefSeq and is a predicted model, not a curated record. Gene Ontology annotation, molecular function: ATP hydrolysis activity; ATP binding. NCBI's taxonomy places the organism in Eukaryota, Viridiplantae, Streptophyta, Magnoliopsida, Poales, Poaceae. Bases 112 to 1557 code for a protein of 481 amino acids.
CUAAAUUAACUUGACACCUCUCGAUCAGCCGCCUCCCGCCAUAGCUCCGUCGUCUAGCUAGCGGCAUACAUCCGGGAGGAACGGGAACGCGAUACGGUCGGUCAGCCAGCCAUGUCGUGGUCCGGCGACUACGAGAAGUACAUGGCGACGGCGGCGGCCGUGGCCGGGACGGCCAUGGUGGUGCGCGGCGUGGUCAGCGAGCUCAUCCCCGACGAGGUGCGCGAGCUGCUCCGGGCGGCCGCGCGAAGCAUCCGCGCGCGCGUCUCCUCCACCCACACCGUCGUCAUCGACGAGACGGAGGGCCUGUCCACCAACCAGAUCUACGACGCUGCGCGCACCUACCUCGCCGCGCGGAUCAACACCGACAUGCAGCGCCUCCGCGCCAGCCGGGUCGACGACGCCCAGGGCAUCAUGAUCACCAUGGACCAGGGCGAGGAGAUGCUCGACGUCCACGACGGCGUCGACUACACCUGGCGCCUCGUCUCCCGCGACAACGCCAGCGCCAGCGCCGCCGCCAACGCCCACGCCGGCGGCUACGGCUACACCGGCGGCGCCACCAACAGGAGGGGCCGGAGCCGCUUCGAGGUCAAGUCCUUCGAGGUGAGCUUCCACAAGAAGCACAAGGAGAAGGCGCUCAGGUCGUACCUCCCCUUCGUCGUGGACACGGCCAAGGCCAUGAACGACCAGCACAGGAACCUCAAGAUGCACAUGAUCGAGUACGACGCCUGGACCGCCGUCGACCUGCGCCACCCCUCCACCUUCGACACGCUCGCCAUGGACCACAGCCUGAAGCAGUCCGUCAUGUACGACCUCGAGAGGUUUGUCAAGAGGAAGGACUACUACAGGAGGAUUGGCAGGGCGUGGAAGAGGGGAUACCUGCUCUACGGACCACCUGGCACCGGCAAGUCCAGCCUCAUCGCCGCCAUGGCCAACUACCUCAAGUUUGACAUAUACGAUCUCGAGCUCACUGAGGUCAAGUCCAACUCUGACCUCCGGAGGCUGCUCGUCGGGAUGAGCAACCGAUCCAUCCUCGUUGUUGAGGACAUUGACUGCAGCAUCGACCUGCAGCAACGGGAUGAGGGUGACAUCAAGCGUGCCAAGUCCAGCCAUUCAGGAGAAGAAAAUGAAGACAAGGUGACACUAUCUGGGCUGCUCAACUUUGUUGACGGUCUGUGGUCAACAAGCGGCGAGGAGAGGAUCAUCGUCUUCACCACAAACUACAGAGAGCGUCUUGACCCAGCACUGCUGCGGCCUGGCAGGAUGGACAUGCACAUCCACAUGGGGUACUGCACCCCAGAGGCUUUCCGAGUUCUGGCCAGCAACUACCACUCUGUUGAAAACCAUGCCAUGUAUCCAGAAAUCGAACAGCUGAUAGAGGAGGUGCCGAUAACGCCUGCAGAGGUUGCAGAGGUCCUAAUGAGGAAUGACAAUGCCGAUGUCGCACUUCAGGUUCUUGCUGAAUUCCUCAUGGCAAAAAAGAAUCAAACUGGAGAGACCAAGGCUCAAAACAAGAAUGGAAAUCAGAAGAUCAAUAAAUAUGAGCAGGCAAUGGUGUAAAAAUCAUAACCCAAUUGAUCAGAGCAGAUAGGACCAUAGAAACCAAUCGUAAUCAAGCACUUUCUCGUGUAAAGGCCUAUAGAAACAUUGCAAAAAAUGUUACAGUUUUGACCAUGGAUGAGAAAUGGAGAGCAUCUUAUUUUUUGGACAUGUAAUUUGCAACUGCAACGAUAUUCUACACAAGCUGUUGUUAUCUAUUACAUAUUCAAUUUAUAAU